AUGAAGAGCCAGUACGCCAGCAUCUCCUUCGACGAUUUUCAGAUGGAGAUCUCCCCGCUCAAGAAUGCUGGUCUAGCACAGGGAUCCCCGCUAUCCCCAAUCUUAUUUGGAUUCUUCAACUCCGACCUGGUCGACCAGCCCGUCAACCACCAUGGCGGCGCGUCAGCUUUUAUCGAUGACUACUUUCGAUGGCGAGCCAGUCAGUCCGCGGAAGACAAUAUCAGAAAGAUUCAGGAAGAGGAUAUCCCCCACAUUAAGGCAUGGGCCCGACGGACGGGAUCCUCGACGGUAAUCAAGCCAAGUGAUACAGUAAAACUUCUAGGCGUGAUCUUCGACAAGGAGAUGCAGUGGAAGGAACAUGUACAGCAAAUAGUCAAGCGAGCAACCCAGGUGAAUAUUGCCCUGGGGGGAUUGAGACACCUCUGUCCAGAGCAGAUGAGACAACUCUAUCAAGCAUGCGUAAUACCAAUCGUGGAUUACGCAUCCACCGUCUGGCAUAACCCACUAAAGGAUAAGAUACACCUGAGAACGCUGGGUACGGUACAACGAACCGCCCUUAUUCACAUUCUCUCUGCCUUCAAGACGGCAUCCACGGCAGCCCUAGAGGUGGAAGCCUAUGUGCUACCAACCAAUUUACAACUUAAAUAA
Talaromyces stipitatus ATCC 10500 is the source of this 648-nucleotide messenger RNA. RefSeq lists its product as uncharacterized. The coding region runs from base 1 to 648 and encodes 215 amino acids. The transcript is spliced from 2 exons. The record is from RefSeq and is a predicted model, not a curated record. NCBI's taxonomy places the organism in Eukaryota, Fungi, Ascomycota, Eurotiomycetes, Eurotiales, Trichocomaceae.